This is a messenger RNA of Salvelinus fontinalis (brook trout), 8173 nucleotides long. RefSeq names its product disabled homolog 2-interacting protein-like. Bases 378 to 3881 code for a protein of 1167 amino acids. The record is from RefSeq and is a predicted model, not a curated record. Lineage: Eukaryota; Metazoa; Chordata; Actinopteri; Salmoniformes; Salmonidae. Gene Ontology annotation, biological process: regulation of GTPase activity. The transcript has 16 exons.
GGAGGCCGGCCGUUGGUCAGGAUCUCAGAGAACUGAAGUGAGAGGGAUUCUGAGCUAUGUUUUGUUUAGUGACCAUAUGAUGAAAAGGGAGAGAAGAAGAAAAAACAUGCUGUGUCUUUAAGAGCUGAGUAGCGAGAGCUGGCAGCCAGGCCCUGAGUUGAGCUCAACCCAAUCAUAGUCCUGGAACGGCUGCCAGAUGUAGCGUAGCAGCAGCCAGAACACAGCAGAGCUGCCCCUGCAAAACUAGGCAGCGCUACUCACUGGGGCAGGCGAGAGACAAGGAUACCUUUCUGUGCCUCACUCGAUUCUACAUCCUCACGCACACACACGUACAGGGCUGGCAGAAAGGAGUAUGCCUCAUUCGGUGCUGUGAAGUUAUGGAGUUGGACAACGCGGCCAAACCGGAGACCUACAAUGAGCUCCCUCCUGAGAGGGUGGGUCGCAGGCGCAGCAUGCCGGGCAGCGCUCUGGACAAAAGCACCUCCAUGGAGCCGGCCACCUCUACCACAUUCAAAGUCACGGGCUUCCUGAGCCGCCGACUAAAGGGCUCCAUCAAACGUACCAAGAGCCAACCCAAGCUGGACCGCAACAGCAGCUUCAGAAACAUCCUGCCGGGCUUCAAGACCACAGACAAUGACAGAUCCCAUCUGAUGCCGAGGCUGAAGGAAUCGCGGUCUCACGAGUCGUUGCUCAGCCCCAGCAGUGCAGUAGAAGCUUUAGAUCUCAGCAUGGAGGAUGAGGUGUUGAUCAAACCGGUGCACGGCAGUAUUCUGGGCCAGGACUACUGCUUCGAGGUAACCACUUCCACUGGAACCAAAUGCUUUUCGUGUCGGUCAUCUGCCGAGAGGGACAAAUGGAUGGAAAACUUAAGGAGAGCUGUACAUCCUAACAAAGACAACAGUCGGCGUGUGGAGAACCUUCUAAAAUUGUGGAUUAUUGAGGCCAAGGACCUUCCAGCCAAGAAAAGGUAUUUCUGUGAGUUGUGUCUGGACGACACGCUUUACGCACGGACUACCUGCAAACUAAAAAUGGACAAUGUAUUCUGGGGAGAGCACUUUGAGUUCAACAACUUACCUUCCGUCAAAAGUGUCACUGUCCACCUGUACAAGGAGUCUGACAAAAAGAAAAAGAAGGACAAGAACAACUAUGUGGGCCUGGUCAACAUUCCCGUCGGUGCCGUCACGGGACGCCAGUUUGUGGAGAAGUGGUAUUCUGUGAGCACGCCCACCCCGAACAAAGGGAAAACUCCCGGACCUAUGAUUCGGCUCAAGUCGCGGUACCAGAGCAUGAGUAUCCUGCCCAUGGAGUCAUAUAAGGAGUUUGCAGAGUACAUCACCAAUAACUACAUGCUGCUGUGCUCCAUCCUGGAGCCUGGCCUCAGUGUGAAGAACAAGGAGGAGAUGGCCAGUGCCCUGGUUCACAUCCUACAGAGCACCGGCAAGGCUAAGGACUUCCUGACUGACCUGAUGAUGUCAGAAGUGGAUCGCUGUGGGGAGAACGAGCACCUGAUCUUCAGGGAGAACACACUGGCCACCAAAGCCAUUGAGGAGUACCUUAAACUGGUGGGGCAGAAGUACCUGCAGGACGCACUAGGAGAGUUCAUCAAAGCACUGUACGAGUCAGACGAGAACUGCGAGGUGGACCCAGGGAAGUGUUCCUCAGGAGACCUCCCUGAGAACCAGAGCAACCUGAAGAUGUGCUGUGAGCUGGCCUUCUGCAAGAUCAUCGACUCCUACCGUGUUUUUCCGCGGGAACUGAAGGAGGUGUUCGCCUCGUGGAGGCAGCAGUGCAGCAGUCGGGGCCGGCCGGACAUCAGCGAGCGUCUGAUCAGUGCCUCUCUGUUCCUGCGCUUCCUGUGUCCAGCCGUUAUGUCCCCGUCACUUUUCAACCUGAUGCAGGAGUAUCCCGACGACCGCACCGCUCGCACCCUCACGCUCAUCGCCAAGGUCACGCAGAACCUCGCCAACUUCACCAAAUUUGGUAACAAGGAGGAGUACAUGUCCUUUAUGAACCACUUCCUGGAGCACGAAUGGACCAACAUGCAGCGCUUCCUGCUGGAGAUCUCCAACCCAGAGACCAUCUCCAACACGGCAGGGUUCGAGGGUUACAUCGACCUGGGCCGCGAGCUCUCAUCCCUGCACUCCCUGCUGGCCGAGGACGUCUCUCAGCUGGAUCAGAGCACAGCCUCUAAGCUGGGUCCCCUGGCCCGUAUACUGUGGGAUGUGAACUCCGCUCUGACCAACCCAUCUGGGGUCCAGGUGUCCACCCCCACAGAUGGCAUGGGCUCUCCUCCCCUCCCCCUCCCAUUGGCAAGCUGCAGCCUCUCUACCGGCCUACCUCUUCACAAGAUAGUCGUGGACAGCGAGCUCUCUGGGUUGGUGGAUUUUACGAGGCUGCCGUCGCCAACCCCAGAGAACAAGGAUAUAUUCUUUGUGACGAGGAACUCUGGCAUCCAGCAGUCUCCAGCCAGAAGCUCCAGCUACUCGGAGGCCAACGAGGCUGAGGUGCAGCUCCCCAACAGCAGCAAGAGUCUGUCCAUGGUGGACCUGCAGGAAAGCCGCAGCGUGGAGAGUACCCCUGGCCCCGGCCCUGGCUCCCCCAGCGACAUGCUCUUCAACGACAGCCAGUCCCCCGUCACCCCUGGGCCUGGGGGUUGGGCCGCCCGCACCCCGCAGGGCAUCAUCCCCACCCCCGGCCCCGGGCCCACUCUAAGGAGGACGGGCCAGACCCCCACCACCCCCAGCACAGAGAGCAGCACCCCAGGGAGGCCCACCCAGCUCCUGGCCCCGCUCUCCUUCCAGAACCCUGUUUACCAGAUGGCCACGGGGAUGACCAUGAGCGUGUCCCCACGGGGUCCCCUGGCCGACUCGGGCUCCGAUGGCCACAGCUCCGUCAGCUCUCAGGGCAACAACACAGAGGACACCCCCAAGCAUCCGGGGGUCUUCCUCACCCAGGGGGUGGCGGUCAGUAGUGGAGGAGGCAGUAGCAGUGAGUUCACCACCCGCCGCCAGCUGUCCCUCGGGGAUCACCAGCCCAACGUGCCGCGGCAGAACAGCGCCGGUCCCCAGCGUAGGAUAGACCAGCCCCCUCCGCCCGUCACCAGGGGCAGGACACCGCCCAACAUGCUCCAGACAGCCUACCCCGGGCCGCGGCCCUCCAGUGGCAGCAUGAUGUCAUCAUCCCCCGACUGGGGGCCCAGUGGCGGCAACCGUCUGAGACAGCAGUCGUCCUCGUCUAAAGGGGACAGUCCUGAGACCAAGCAGCGCACCAUGCACAAAGCGGCCUCCCCUGUGAACCCCAAUGCCCUGGACCGUACUGCUGCCUGGCUGUUGAAUAUGAAUGUGCAGUAUUUAGACCAUGAGGGAGUUGACCCAGAUACCAAGCACAGAGAAGACCUCAGAAACAAAGAGGAGCUCACCCAGACUGAAAAGUACCAGCAGGAAAUAGCCAUCCUGCAGGACAGGCUGUGUCAGUCAGCCAAAAAGCUGGAGGAGUAUGAGUGUCACCUGAAGGGCCAGGACGAGCAGACACAGACGAUGCUGCUGGAGUACCAGGCGCGCCUGGAGGACACAGAGGAGCGUCUGAGCCGGCAGCAGGACGACAAGGAGCUCCAGAUGAAGAGCAUCAUCACCAGGCUGAUGUCAGUUGAAGAGGAACUGAAAAAAGAUCAUUCAGAUAUGCAGUCGAUAGUGGACUCAAAACAGAAGAUCAUUGAAGCCCAGGAGAAACGCAUCGCCUCUCUAGACGCGGCCAACGCCCGCCUGAUGAGCGCUCUGACCCAGCUGAAGGAGCGCUACAGCAUGCAGACUCGUAACGGCAUCUCCCCCACCAAGCUCCAGAUCACGGAGAACGGAGAGUUCAGGAACAGCAGCAACUGCUAGGGAGGGGAGAGGGGGCCAAGCCCAACUCAAUGACGCUUGGGCUGGGGGAGGGAGGAGGAACUAGCCACACCCAGCCACUCUCCAGAGAAAUAGAUUUAUACUGUCCAAAUCCAUUAUUUUCAAUGGAUGUGGUCAGGAUCACAGAAAGAAGGGCUAGACUGACUGAAACUGUUGCUUAAAAAUAUAAAGGACUUGAUCAGAUUCAAUCAAAUGUAUUUAUAAAGCCCUUCUUACAUCAGCUGUCACCACAAAGAGCUGUACAGAAACCCAGCCUAAAACCCCAAACAGCAAGCAAUGCAGGUUUAGAAGCACGGUGGCUAGGAAAAACUCCCUAGAAAGGCCAGAACCUAGGAAGAAACCUAGAGAGGAACAAGGCUAUGAGGGGUGGCCAGUCCUCUUCUGGCUGUGCCGGGUGGAGAUUAUAACAGAACAUGGCCAAGAUGUUCAAACGUUCAUAGAUGACCAGCAGGGUCAGAUAAAAAUAAUCACAGUUGUUGUAGAGGGUGCAACAGGUUAGCACCUCAGGAGUAAAUGUCAGUUGGCUUUUCAUAGCCGAUCAUUCAGAGUAUCUCUACCGCACCUGCUGUCUCUAGAGAGUUGAAAACAGCAGGUCUGGGACAAGGUAGCACGUCCGGUGAACAGGUCAGGGUUCCAUAGCCGCAGGCAGAACAGUUGAAACUGUAGCAGCACGACCAGGUGGACUGGGGACAGCAAGGAGUCAUCAUGCCAGGUAGUCCUGAGGCAUGGUCCUAGGGCUUAGGUCUUCCGAGAGAGAGAGAGAGAAUUAGAGAGAGCACACGAGCAUACUUAAAUUCACACAGGACACCAGAUAAGACAGGAGAAAUACUCCAGAUAUAACAGACUGACCCUAGCCCACUGACACAAACUAUUGCAGCAUAAAUACUGGAGGCUGAGACAGGAGGGGUCGGGAGACACUUUGGCCCUGUCCGACGAUACCCCCGGUCAAGGCCAACCAGGCAGGAUAUAACCCCACCCACUUUGCCAAAGCACAGGCCCCACACCACUAGAAGGAUACCUUCAACCACCAACUUACUAUCCUGAGACAAGGCAGAGUAUAGCCCACAAAGAUCUCCCCCACGGCACGAACCCGGGGGGGGGGGCAACCCGGGACAGGAAGACCACGUCAGUGACUCAACCCACUCAAGUGACGCACCCCUCCUAGGGACGGCAUAGAAGAGCACCAGUAAGCCAGUGACUCAGCCCCCGUAAUAGGGUUUGAGGCGAGGCAGAGAAUACCAGUGGAGAGAGGGGAACCGGCCAGGCAGAGACAGCAAGGGCGGUUUGUUGCUACCGUGCCUUUCCGUUCACCUUCACACUCCUGGGCCAGACUACACUCAAUCAUAAGACCUACUGAAGAGAUGAGUCUUCAAUAAAGACUUAAAGGUUGAGACCGAGUCUGCAUCUCUCACAUGGAUAGGCAGAACAUUCCAGAUUGACUUUAGAGAAAGCUAUAACGUCUACACCUGGCUGCAAGACAUCCUAAACUCUCUAUCCUAGUACAUAAAACAACAUUUUAUCGAUUUAAGGUUGUGCUGUUAUCUUAGAGCCUGUUUUGAAGUGAUUUGAACAAUUAUAAGCUUUAAUGUUUCUGGUUUCUCAUCUACACCUAUAAUUUCCAGUCACUGUGUUUAUAUAGCACCUGGUGCUAAAAGAGGACGCUCGUUUAUGGACCCUAUGUUUUCAGAGUUUAGUAAACAGAGUAAAUACUAUCGUACUCACAGCCAACCUGUUUCUUCCAGCAACAGUAUAGUACAACACAAGUGUAUAGUACAUUGUAGCAUCAAUAUUUGAUUUUACUCAAUGGCUGUUUUUUUAUCCCUGUUUUAUUUUUCAAACUUCAAAAGCAUAUGUUGCCAAGUGAACAACUCUAUCAGUGAAAGCCUCCUCUCAUGUUGACAAGCUUUUGAAAAGCGCUCUGGUUAGACUUUUCCCGAAAGCACGUCCCAAUAGAAGGUGUUUCUAUAUUCUUCCUGUAUCUUUUAGAUAUACUCUGCUCUUCUUACCUCAUCAGGACUACAGUAGCACAACAAACUUGCUGUGUUUUAAAUUGCUAAUGGUAAAGAAAGAGCUCAGCUAUAUCAUUUUCUGCAUACUUUGUAUAUGCUUAAAUAUUAGUAUAUUUAGAGGUUUACAUACCUCGUAGAUGUAUAUAAAGUAUUUAUAUUGAUUGUCUGGAAGGGGAAUAGUAUUUUGUACUGUAUGUGUUCAUUGUGUUAAACUCGGCUGUGCUAAUAUUGCAAGACAAUAGUAAGAGUUUGAUUGUAAUUGUAUUUCUACUUCAGUAGACAGUUCACGCAUCUUUUCCCCCAUUAUCUCCUUUUCAUAUGUGGGUUCUUUGUUCAAAAUGAACCAUUUAUUGAUGCUGUUAUAUAAUAUUGAUAAACAUAGUUUACUGUUUUGUCCUCUGCGUAUCUAAAUUGUUAUGUGUUGGCCAAACCUUCACUGUUUGCAGUUUGACAGUGCUGAAUAGAAUAGGACUGAACUCAAAUACCUGGCCACUCCUCUGGCCACUCCGCUACCCUUCCGCUUCUGGAACAGUCAUUUCGCUAACGACACUACACAAACACUCCUUCAUUUAGAAUACCUUCUAUCCAAAGUGAAGCAUGAAAGUCUCUUCCGGACAGUACAUCCACAUGGGGUUUUAGGCUGGAACUGAGGUAUAAACCAGAUUCAUUGUCAGUUCAAGUUCCCUCUAGUGUUGAUUGAAGCUAUGAACAUGGAGUGGACUUAAGGCCUUUUUUGUAGUCUUAUUUAAGAUGCAGGUAGCUAACUUUAUCAACCUUCAAAGGUGGUCUCAACAAGUGGCUUUGCAUGACUUCUCAAUUCUGACUUCCGCUAAUUCUCAUCUGAUAACACCAGUGAUCUGCUUUCAGGAAAUUAGUCACCUGAAUUACUGUGUUGACCUGUGUUUUGGUCUGUGGAAAUGUUAAGCUUAAACAUAAUUAGAUUUUUUUAUCAACUAGACUAUUGUUAAAGUACAUUAUGUUUUAUUUAAAAAAAAGUAAAGUUAUGUGUAAAAUUGUAUUUAUGUUAUGCUCUAAAUUAUGUUUGUUUCAAUCAGCUCAACAUUAUUUAUUGAAUAUCUUUGUUUUUUGUUUUAAUAAAAUGCCCUAAUGCUGAAUAGUAUUUGUCAGAGUAUGAUGGAUUGUGUUGAAGCUCCAGUUAUAGAACAUCUGCAUUCUGAUAGCAAUGUGCUGCAGGUAUAGAACAUCUGCAUUCUGAUAGCAAUGUGCUGCAGGUAUAGAACAUCUGCAUUCUGAUAGCAAUGUGCUGCAGGUAUAGAACAUCUGCAUUCUGAUAGCAAUGUGCUGCAGGUAUAGAACAUCUGCAUUCUGAUAGCAAUGUGCUGCAGGUAUAGAACGUCUGCAUUCUGAAAGCAAUGUGCUGCAGGUAUAGAACAUCUGCAUUCUGAUAGCAAUGUGCUGCAGGUAUAGAACAUCUGCAUUCUGGAAGCAAUGUGCUGCAGGUAUAGAACAUCUGCAUUCUGAUAGAAAUGUGCUGCAGGUAUAGAACAUCUGCAUUCUGAUAGCAAUGUGCUGCAGGUAUAGAACAUCUGCAUUCUGAUAGCAAUGUGCUGCAGGUAUAGAACAUCUGCAUUCUGAUAGCAAUGUGCUGCAGGUAUAGAACAUCUGCAUUCUGAUAGAAAUGUGCUGCAGGUAUAGAACAUCUGCAUUCUGAUAGAAAUGUGCUGCAGGUAUAGAACAUCUGCAUUCUGAUAGCAAUGUGCUGCAGGUAUAGAACAUCUGCAUUCUGAUAGCAAUGUGCUGCAGGUAUAGAACAUCUGCAUUCUGAUAGCAAUGUGCACCUAUUUCCCUCAAGUGUUCUUGUUGCACCCAACCUGCACACAGAAAAUCUCUUUGGAGGGUUUCAAUUGAUUUUCUCUUUCAAAGCGAAAGGUGUGUCUUCCUGCUUUGGUGUUAUUUUAUUGAAAGGAAAUAAUAUAUACUGCACUGCAAUAGAAACCACAGAUCAGUUCACAGUAUAGUGCAUCUUCGUUGUCUCCCAGUUCUUUUAGGGACGUUUUGCCAACGAUUUGCAAGAGAGUGACCAAAAUUAUUCUCUUUCCUUUUUCCUUGCCCUAUAUAAUACUGAACAAUUUUUUUGCCAUGUUGUUACUGCAAACUCCUGGAAACAUUUCUAUGAAUGUUAAAAUAAUAAUUUUAUGUGUGUAAAUGGUAACAAGAAUAGGCCUACCAUCGUAAAAGUAAAAAACAUGUAUGUAAUUUAUGUAGAAAUGCAACUACAAUUAAAGAUUUAUUUCGCUAAUUUAA